CCCUGCUGGGUCGGUCAGUCGGGAGGAACAGAAGUUUGUUAUGCGCUGUUUUUACGCAGGCGCAGAUCAUGCUGUUUGUCCAGUUUCGCUGCUUGACUUUUACCUGUGAGGUGUGCAAUAGUUUCGGUUCGCCGGUGGGAAGGAGGCACAGCGGUCGCAGAAGUCCGGUCCGGUCCGGUCCAGAGGUGGUGAUAAUUACCCCCCUCCCUCCCAGAAUCCGUCAGGGUUCCCGCUGCGGAGCGCGGAGCGUCGGGCGGCGUUUCUCCGGGAUUUUUUUCCGCGUCUGUGCGCAACCGAGAGCGGAGCAGGUGCACGGUGAGGAAGACGGGGGCGCGCGCUCGCCGGGCUUUCCGGUGACAAAGUCGCUCACGCCGGACCGAAUGAUUGGCAGAUCAACUGGUUGAUUUAUUAGCAUGCGGCCGGAGUCCCCCGCUGCCGCCUGAGGAAGCGACAAGUCUCCGAUCCUGCGGAGCGACUCUUUGCCCCCGAAAGUGAAAGAGGGGGGCGGCGGCGGGAAUUCACAGCGUGGAGCACUUCCCGCGGACACGACACGGAGCCGGAGGAAGAUGAUGGGGUUUCUGCGCCGGACGUUCAGUCGCCGCUUCGCCACGAGAGAGAGGGUCGAGCGGGACAGUAACGGAGGAGCGGGAGCGGGAGGGGUGACAGGGAACCCCUUACUCCUGCCCCACCAGCAGCAGGUCGUCCACGCGCCCGCCGUGGUCACCGGCGGAGGCUCGGCCCACAUCCAGGCGGCGGGGACGGCGAGGAGCAGCAUCACCUGCCGCGUCCUGCUGCUGGACGGCAGGGACCUCCAGGUGGAUUUACCUAGUAAAGCCAAAGGCCAAGAACUUUUUGAUCAGAUCAUGUAUUAUCUUGAUCUGAUUGAGACAGACUACUUUGGAUUGCAGUUCAUGGACACUGAUCAAGUUUCACAUUGGUUGGAUUUGUCCAAGCCUAUAAAGAAGCAGAUCCACGACGGGCAGCAGAACAGACUGUUCUUCAGGGUGAAAUUUUACUCAUCAGAGCCAAAUAACCUGCGUGAGGAAUUCACACGGUAUCUGUUUGUGUUGCAGCUCCGACAAGACAUUUUGUCUGGCAAAUUGAAAUGUCCGUAUGAUGUGUCAGUGGAGCUGGCAGCAUAUUGUUUACAAAGUGAGCUGGGGGACUGCGACCCGUUGGAGCACACUCCGGAGCUGGUGUCGGAGUUUCGGUUCUUUCCCAAACAAAGUGAAACCAUGGAGACGGACAUCCUCAGCAGGUGGCUGGAGCUCAGGGGAAAGAGUCCGUCUCAAGCAGAGAUUGAUUUUCUCAACAAAUGCAAGUGGCUGGAGCUCUACGGAGUGGACAUGCACCUCGUCAAGGGCAGAGAUGGAGGAGAAUAUGCACUGGGUCUCACUCCGACUGGCAUCUUGGUUUUUGAGGGCUCCAACAAAAUUGGGCUUUUCUUUUGGCCAAAAAUCACUCGACUGGAUUUCAAAAAGAGUCGCCUCACGCUGGUGGUGGUGGAGGACGACGAGCAGAGCCGGGAGCAGGAGCACACCUUCGUGUUCCAGCUGGCCAGCGCCAAGAGCUGCAAGCACCUGUGGAAAUGUGCCGUGGAGAGCCACGCCUUCUUUCGCCUGCGCCAGCCAGCCACGAGCACGACCAACCGCAGUGACUUCACGCGACUGGGGUCUCGUUUCCGAUUCAGUGGAAAGACUGAAUAUCAAGCCACUCACGGAGGCAGAAUGAGGAGAGCCAGCACCUUCGAGAGAAUGCCGAGCAAACGGUACCCCUCCCGCUCACGCUCGCUGUGCAAAGCUGUGCCUCAACAAAUCAGCUCUCAUGCCAGCCCUGAUCCCAGCCUGCAUGCUUACCAGCACAAUAUUCCCAUCGGUCACGAGCUGUGGCAUCCAUCCCAGUCUACACUCACGACUCCGGUUUACCUGCAGCCCUCCAGACACACACCUUCACACAGUUUCCCGCUGAGCAGUUCCAUUUCAGACCAUCAAUGCAGCUCAUCCAAGAAUGAGAACUUGUAUUCUGGCAAGUCCCACCAUCACCACCGCCGCCACACGCACAGCCAGGACACACUGUGCCACACACACACCAAGCACAAACGUCGAGCUCCUCCCUGCCCUCCGGAUGAGUUGGAAAUCUCUCAGUCUUUGCUGAAAGCUCUGGAGUCCGACACCGAUCCUGCCCCGUGGCCCUCACUCCACAUCAACAUCGACAACAAGGGAGACGAGAAGCAACUUUCAGAGAAGUCCCUGCAUCCUCCUGCGUCACCGGGAGUUCUCCCAGAUCACCUCAAGUGUAACAUCCUCAAGGCACAGAUGGAGGCAGCUUUCAGGAAGGAGGUCCCAAUGACACCCAGAGGGAAGAAUUCAAAUGAAACCCUCAAUGACAGGUAUCAAAGCUCAUCUCAAGACUCGGCUGCAUCCAGCUUGACUGCAGACAAAGCAUCCCUCCAGCAGGACUCAACGCUGGAGGGGCCACACGCCAAAGCCAACCCAAGCACCAACCGCAGGAAACGAUUGGUCCGACAGUUCAGCUUUAACCAUGAGGAUGAGGAAAAUCUCCCAGAAGCCCUUGCAGCCAUCUCCUCUCAGAGCAUAGGGAAGUCAGGAUCCAGCGGCUCACUGGACAAACAGAUCCAGCCAUCCAUAUACCCCCAGGCGGAUAAAAUGCCAUCUCUGGAGCUGCGUAGUCCAUGCCGUCCUACUCCCUCGCCUUCCCCUCACCUCUCCCCCUCUUACCACCAUAGUUCCAUUCCUCAUGUGGUCCCUUACCUCGCUGCUCAUAACAACAGCGGAGAGGAAAUCAGGCUGGACAGAGAGAAAAUCCUGAGAGCCUUGUUGAUGACAGAACUCUGAGACCUUGACCUGUGGAUUCACCAACAGAAGGAGCACAACAGGAAGAAAGUCCCAAAGUCACUCAAGUCAGCGUUUGUAUGUUUGCACGGAAACUUAGCAGCUAUGUGUAUAUGUAUGCAAACAGGCAGUUGGUAUAUUUGCUUAUAUUUGAGGGAAAUAUGUUUAUAUUUAUUAUUUGAAAGGUAAAAAAGCCAAAAUGAAAUCAAAAGACUCUUUGAUUACAGACGAGCUACACUUGUGCUGGUGCUGCCUGCAUGAAUUAAAUAUGUUUCUCUAAACCAUCAUCUGAUUGCUUUGGGUUUUCAUCAGACCGUAUGUGGUUGCACCAUCUUUGUUUCCAUGCCAAAACUGUGUCUCAGACAGAAACCUGGUGAAGCUCUGGUCUCUUUAUGAAAGCACUGUUUAAAUCACUUUAUCCAAAGUGUAAAUAAACCUUUUCAAAACA
This is a messenger RNA of Oryzias melastigma (Indian medaka), 3300 nucleotides long. RefSeq names its product erythrocyte membrane protein band 4.1 like 4B (gene epb41l4b). Gene Ontology annotation, cellular component: cytoskeleton. NCBI's taxonomy places the organism in Eukaryota, Metazoa, Chordata, Actinopteri, Beloniformes, Adrianichthyidae. Gene Ontology annotation, molecular function: cytoskeletal protein binding. The coding region runs from base 567 to 2855 and encodes 762 amino acids. The transcript has 23 exons. The record is from RefSeq and is a predicted model, not a curated record.